Pistacia vera is the source of this 738-nucleotide messenger RNA. RefSeq names its product protein LIFEGUARD 4-like. Lineage: Eukaryota; Viridiplantae; Streptophyta; Magnoliopsida; Sapindales; Anacardiaceae. The coding region runs from base 1 to 717 and encodes 238 amino acids. The record is from RefSeq and is a predicted model, not a curated record. Gene Ontology annotation, cellular component: membrane. The transcript is spliced from 4 exons.
AUGGUGAAAGGUGACAUAGAAAAUGGUAACCAAAACCAGUUGUAUCCGGGGAUGAUGGAGUCGCCACAGAUACGCUGGGCCUUUAUAAGAAAAGUUUACGCCAUUUUAUCCGUACAGUUUCUUUUGACUGUUGUGGUUGCUGCGGUUGUCGUCUUUGUCGAACCCAUCCCCAACUUCUUCGCUAAAAGUGGGACGCCUGGCCUUGCCGUCUAUAUUGUCAUCCUUAUCCUUCCCUUUCUCCUGUUGUGCCCUUUGUACGUUUAUCACAAGCAUCAUCCAUGGAAUUUUAUCCUUCUCAUGCUGUUUACAAUAAACAUUUCGUUUGCUGUGGGACUUUCUUGCGCCUUUACGGAAGGGAAAAUAGUUUUGCAAGCUGCAAUUUUGACCAGUGUUGUGCUUGUUAGCCUUACUCUCUACACUUUCUGGGCUGUGAAAAGAGGCAAGGAUUUCAGCUUUCUGGGACCCUUUUUGUUUGCUUCCCUUCUGGUGCUUCUUGUUUUCGCAUUCAUCCAGAUGGUUUUCCCUCUUGGAAAGCUAUCACAUGCAAUAUAUGGGGGCUUGGCGUCUCUUAUAUUCUGUGGCUACAUCAUCUAUGACACAAACAACCUGAUCAAGCGUUACACCUACGACGAAUAUAUAAUGGCUUCAGUGGCUCUUUAUCUUGAUGUUGUCAACCUCUUCUUUUCCCUCCUUACCUUAUUCAGAGCUACAAACUGACAACCUGAUCAAGCGUAACAA